AUGAUAAUAAAGCUUUAUAAGUGUUUCCUAUUUAUAGGCGGCACAGCAGGAGCUGUGGUGGCAUCACGGCUUAGCGAAAUUCCCGAGUGGAAGGUCUUGCUGGUGGAGGCAGGACCGGACGAACCACCGGGUGCCGAUGUACCCAGUAUGGUGGCUAUGUUCCUCGGGUCAGAAAUCGAUUGGCAAUAUAGAACCGUCAAUGAAAGCAAUGCAUGUCGAUCAACUGGAAGUUCAUGUAGCUGGCCACGCGGUAGAAAUCUUGGAGGCACCAGCGUUCAUAACGGCAUGAUGUAUAUCAGAGGCCAUCCUAAAGACUACGAUGAUUGGGCUGCUCUCGGAAACUACGAUUGGUCCUGGAAGGAUGUUUUGCCAUACUUUCUGUGUUCUGAGAACAACACUGAGAUAGCGCGAGUAGGCAGGACGAAUCAUGCUCAAGGUGGACCCUUGAAUGUUGAACGCUUUCCUUGGCAACCGCCCAUUACUGCAGACAUACUUUAUGCAGCGGCAGAAGUCGGAUACCCCAUAAGCGAGGACCUCAAUGGAGAACGCAUUGUCGGGUUUACUGUGGCCCAAACUAACAAUCGUAAUGGGGUUCGUGUGAGUAGUGCCACGGCUUUUCUCCAGCCAGUGCGCAAUCGCAAGAAUCUCCAUAUUAUACUUAAUGCCACGGUUACUCGAGUCAUUACUGAGAAUCAGCGAGCAGUCGCUGUUCAGUAUUUCAAAAAUGGAGAGUUUCGUGUUGCCAGAGCAACUAGGGAAAUUAUAAUAUCGAGUGGAGCGGUUGGAUCUCCUCAUCUUUUGCUACUCUCAGGAAUUGGUCCCGCAGAACAACUUCGAGCAAAAAAUAUUAGUGUUGUGAAGGACUUGCCAGGUGUCGGAGAAAAUCUUCAAAACCAUGUUUCUUAUACAGUCUCAUUUACGAUAAAUGAACCAAAUUUGUACGAUUUGAAUUGGGCGGCUGCUACCGAAUACAUAGCCUUUCAAAAAGGUCCAAUGGCUUCAACUGGACUUUCGCAGAUCACCGGUAUACUUCCAUCUACUUUUACCACACCUAACCAUCCAGACAUACAAAUAUUUUUUGGUGGUUACCAAGCGGCAUGUGCAACCACUGGGCAGGUUGGUGCUGCGUUAGAUAAUGGAAAACGAAGCAUUAGUAUAUCACCAACCAAUUUGCAUCCUAGGAGUCGUGGUACAUUACGAUUGGCCAGUAACAAUCCCUUUGUGCAUCCGAUUAUUCAACAGAACUACUUAACAAAUCCACUAGAUAUAGCCAUAUUAGUACAAGGAAUUCGUGUAGCUCUUUCAUUAGCUAAUACUACAGUAUUGGCUAAAUACAAUAUAACAUUAUCAAAUACACCGAAUCCCGCUUGUUCGAGAUUUUCAUUUUUGAGCAAUGAAUAUUGGAAUUGCGCCGUCAUGCAAGAUACCGGUCCCGAAAAUCAUCAAGCUGGUUCUUGCAAAAUGGGUCCACCAAGUGAUCCUUGGUCUGUCGUUGAUCCUGAAUUAAGGGUGUAUGGUAUAAAAGGACUUCGAGUUGCUGAUACUUCUAUUAUGCCUAAAGUUACAUCUGGAAAUACAGCCGCUCCAGCUAUGAUGAUUGGAGAAAGGGUCGCUGCUUUUAUAAAAAAAGAUUGGGGUGCGACACCUACAGAAUGUUCUCACAUGUCAAAGGAUAAUUCUCUGGAUCUACUCCACUGGGGGAUUAAAUAUCUCGACUUAAAUCACAAUAUAUGGUGAUUUUAA
Molecule: messenger RNA, 1743 nt
Organism: Ceratosolen solmsi marchali
Lineage: Eukaryota; Metazoa; Arthropoda; Insecta; Hymenoptera; Agaonidae
Product: glucose dehydrogenase [FAD, quinone]
Exons: 6
Coding region: 1-1737 (578 amino acids)
Molecular function (GO): flavin adenine dinucleotide binding; oxidoreductase activity, acting on CH-OH group of donors
Source: RefSeq, a predicted model, not a curated record